This is a messenger RNA of Oryzias melastigma (Indian medaka), 2657 nucleotides long. Its product is annotated as dnaJ homolog subfamily C member 7. The transcript has 14 exons. NCBI's taxonomy places the organism in Eukaryota, Metazoa, Chordata, Actinopteri, Beloniformes, Adrianichthyidae. Gene Ontology annotation, molecular function: protein binding. The record is from RefSeq and is a predicted model, not a curated record. Bases 38 to 1579 code for a protein of 513 amino acids.
GUUGCCUACUUUCCCUUGACCCAAAACUAUUCCGGAAAUGACGUCGUGUCGUCGCCGUCUGGGUCGUUGGCUGCUUCCAGAGAAGAUGGCAGCUGUUGACAUCGACAUGCCGGUAGAGACGGAUUCCCAAAUCCGCAGCCAAGAUGACCUGGAACGUCAGGCGGAAAUUUUCAAAGAGCAAGGAAACGCAUACUACAGCAAGAAAGAUUACUCUGCAGCUUUCAACUAUUACACGAAGGCCAUUGAUGCAAGUCCCAAAAAUGCCAGUUACUACGGCAACAGAGCGGCCACCCUCAUGAUGCUUUGUCGUUUCCGGGAAGCUCUUGAAGAUUCCCAGCAGGCUGUGCGUCUGGAUGACGGUUUCAUGAAGGGUCAUCUGCGUGAAGGAAAGUGCCACUUGUCUCUGGGAAACGCCAUGGCGGCGGCGCGCUGCUUCCAGAGGGUUCUGGAGCUGGAGCCCAGCAACAAAGAGGCUCAGCAGGAGAAAAAGAAUGCGACGACUCUGCUGGAGUAUGAGCGGAUGGCAGACUUCAGCUUUGAAAAGCGAGACUUCAGAAAGGUGGUGUACUGUAUGGACCGGGCCAUCGCUUUGGCACCGACCUGCCAACGCUUUAAAAUCCUGAAAGCAGAGUGUCUUGCUUUGUUGGGCCGCUAUCCAGAGGCUCAGUCUGUGGCCAGUGACAUCCUGAGGAUGGACGCCACCAACGCCGACGCGCUGUACGUCCGAGGCCUUUGUCUCUACUACGAGGACUGCAUCGACAAAGCGGUGCAGUUCUUCGUUCAGGCUCUGCGAAUGGCGCCGGAUCACGAGAAAGCUCGCUUGGCCUGCAGGAACGCCAAAGCUCUAAAGGCCAAGAAAGAGGAAGGCAACCACGUAUUCAAGAACUGCAGCUACGACGCCGCCUACCAGCUGUACACCGAGGCUCUGGCCAUCGACCCCAACAACAUCAAAACCAACGCCAAACUCUACUGUAACAGAGCCACGGCGGGGGCAAAGCUGAAGAAAUUCGAUCAAGCCAUUGAAGAUUGCACCAACGCCAUCAAACUAGACGACACCUACAUCAAAGCCUACCUAAGAAGAGCUCAGUGUUACAUGGACACGGAGCUGUACGAAGAGGCUGUUCGGGAUUAUGAAAAGGUCUACCAGACGGAGAAAACCUCAGAGCACAAACAGCUGCUAAAAAAUGCACAGAUGGAGCUGAAGAAGAGUAAAAGAAAAGAUUAUUAUAAGGUGUUGGGAGUCGGCAAGAACGCCACCGAGGAUGAAAUCAAGAAAGCUUAUCGCAAGCGAGCUCUGAUGCAUCAUCCAGACCGCCACAGUUCUGCCACCCCGGAGGUGCAGAAGGAAGAGGAGAAGAAGUUUAAGGAGGUGGGCGAGGCCUUCACCAUCCUCUCCGACCCCAAGAAGAAGAUGCGUUACGACAGCGGACACGACCUAGAAGACGACGGCUGCUUUGACGGUGGAGAUUUUGAUGCAAACAACAUUUUCAGGGCUUUCUUUGGUGGCCGCGGUGGAGGAUUUAGCUUUGAUUCCAGUCCAGAUUCUCAACCCGGAAACUUCUUUUUCCAGUUCGGCUAAUAGAAAAGAGCGUGCGGCGAAAAAGCAGACCUGCUGUGAACAAGUCGGACCCGGUCACUCGCCACUUCAGUGUGUGGAAAACUUGGCUUUUAUUUUUAUAUGAGUUUUUGAUAAUUACAUUCAAUUGACUUCCUGGCGUCGAUGCCGAGACUGGAAAAGUGAUUAAACUGGAUCAUAAUUUAACAAAUCCUUUUUUUUUUUUUUUUUUAUCUGCUGAAGAUGGCAUGACACGACUGCCAAACUGACUUUCUAUAGAUAUAACCUUAUAGGACUGACGGCCUUUAUGAAACUGGUCAGUGAUAAUAGAUAUGACGGCAUGUUAGCUGAUUAUUUUGACAUAAAGUUUCUCAUAAGAAAGCAUGGCUUUAGAGAUUAUUAAUAACUGAAAUCUCUGAAACGUUCAGGACAGAUUUUGAAUUUUUAUUUCCUUUUUGCCAUUAUUUUACUCUGCAGGGGGAGUUCCUAGUCCAUGCCACUUUGUAUAUUUGACUCGAAUGUACAUUAUGUGUCCCUCACCUUUUCCUAUCUUUAAUUAUAUUUAUUGUACUGUAUACUCUUGCCUGUAUUAAGCAGUGAUCUGUUUUCCCCCUCUUUUCAAAGCUCAUGUGUAAUGGUAUUACAUGUUUUCUGUCAGUCUCACUUGCACAUUAUUAAUUUAGAAAAGGGCCAAAAUAUCUCUAAAAUUAUAAAAAAUAAAAUCCGUUGAAGCAAACCAUCCUCUACAUCGGCACUAAUGCCCGUCAAAAUAAAAGUGGUGCCUUACCAGAACCCGUUAAAGUCCUAGAAGUUCAUCUCGUUUAGGAAAAGGCAGCAUGUGUUAAGUUAGGAACCCUUUUCUAUGUCUCCAAAAUAAAAAAUAAAAAUCUGAGCUGGUAAAUGAAGUCCCCUCACUAUGCUGUCGCCCUCCUGCUGUGUUCGGUGCCAACCUUUUUUAUGCUAAACUAUUUAAAAAGAGGCACUGAUCGUUAGUAGGAUGUUCCCAUUCUAAAUCUGACUGUCACUAAUCUGUGUGAAAUAGAACAAAACUUGUUCACAAGACAUGCUUUUUCUAAACAAUAAAGGCUCAACUUUUACUUUA